CCCACUUUUGGCACUUUCCCUUCCGGCCCCCUCUCCUCGGCGCGAUCUAAAUCCGGUCCGGCGAUGGACGGCGGGGGGCAGCCCCCGGACACGGAGAUGACAGACGCCGGCUUGGGCGGCGGGGGGCAGCCGCCGCCGCCGCCGCAGCAGCCGGCGGGCGGGGCCGGGAUGAUGGAGAACAUCCACGCGACGCUCAGCCACGGUGGCCGCUUCAUCCAGUACAACAUCUUCGGCAACGUGUUCGAGGUCACCUCCAAGUACAAGCCCCCCAUCCUCCCCAUCGGCAAGGGCGCCUACGGCAUCGUCUGCUCGGCGCUCAACUCCGAGACGGCAGAGCAGGUGGCCAUCAAGAAGAUCGCCAACGCCUUCGACAACAAGAUCGAUGCCAAGCGCACGCUCCGCGAGAUCAAGCUGCUCCGCCACAUGGACCACGAGAAUAUUGUUGCAAUAAGAGAUAUCAUACCUCCUCCAUUGAGGGAGGCAUUCAAUGAUGUGUAUAUUGCCUAUGAAUUGAUGGAUACUGAUCUGCAUCAAAUUAUUCGUUCAAAUCAAGCUUUGUCAGAGGAGCACUGUCAGUAUUUUCUUUAUCAAAUUCUUCGUGGCUUGAAGUAUAUACAUUCAGCAAAUGUCCUUCACCGUGACUUGAAGCCUAGCAAUCUUCUUUUGAAUGCAAACUGUGACCUCAAGAUAUGUGAUUUUGGGCUUGCUCGCACCACCUCAGAAACUGAUUUUAUGACUGAAUAUGUUGUCACAAGAUGGUAUAGAGCACCAGAGCUUUUAUUGAACUCCUCUGAAUAUACUGCUGCCAUUGAUGUGUGGUCUGUGGGCUGUAUAUUUAUGGAACUGAUGGACCGAAAACCCUUGUUUCCUGGAAGAGAUCAUGUCCAUCAGCUACGUCUACUAAUGGAGCUCAUUGGAACACCGAAUGAGGCUGAUCUUGAUUUUGUAAAUGAAAAUGCAAGAAGAUAUAUCCGCCAACUUCCCUGUCAUGCUAGACAGUCCUUCCCUGAAAAAUUUCCACAUGUACAACCUUUAGCAAUUGACCUAGUGGAAAAGAUGCUAACUUUUGAUCCUAGACAGAGAAUAACUGUUGAAGGCGCACUUGCACACCCUUACUUGGCAUCACUUCAUGACAUAAGUGAUGAGCCAGUCUGCUCAAUGCCCUUCAGCUUCGACUUCGAGCAGCAUGCAUUAUCUGAAGAACAGAUGAAGGAUCUGAUCUACCAAGAGGCUCUUGCAUUCAACCCAGAUUACCAGUAGCCAAAGUUCGGUUCCAGCCGGGUGAUUGCCUUCAUUGACAUGGAGAUUUUUAUCCCACCUGAUGUCACUGCAAAAAGUCCCCAACUCCGAUUGCUAGCUGUAAAUAAUUGCCUUCCCCGAAGACCCCCCAUUCCUUCCUUGAUUAAAAAAAAGCAGGAGACGGUGCCAUUCAAGGGUAGAAAAGAGCGAGCUUGUGAAGGUCAAAUUUCUGCGCAGCUAUGGAUUCUUGUGCUUACAAUAUGUUGUUUUUAAUCAGGCUUUCCUUUCUUUUUCUUCUUAAGUACUUCUCGGUGUUGUCUGUAAGAGAGGUAGCUCAUGAACGAUGGCUGCCUGAAUUCAGUGGCUGUCGUCAAAGUUAACAGUUCUAGUCGACUUAAGAAUUCUUGUUUUAUCUACUUCAUUGUUUAUAUAAAAGGACCUGUAUCUCCGA
Messenger RNA from Zea mays, 1690 nucleotides. RefSeq lists its product as uncharacterized. The coding region runs from base 64 to 1260 and encodes 398 amino acids. NCBI's taxonomy places the organism in Eukaryota, Viridiplantae, Streptophyta, Magnoliopsida, Poales, Poaceae. The transcript is spliced from 6 exons. The record is from RefSeq and is marked validated. Gene Ontology annotation, biological process: protein phosphorylation. Gene Ontology annotation, molecular function: ATP binding; MAP kinase activity.